Aspergillus sclerotioniger CBS 115572 is the source of this 1545-nucleotide messenger RNA. Its product is annotated as putative chromosome segregation protein (Pcs1). The transcript has a single exon. Bases 1 to 1545 code for a protein of 514 amino acids. Gene Ontology annotation, cellular component: chromosome, centromeric core domain; monopolin complex; mitotic spindle. Gene Ontology annotation, molecular function: protein binding; microtubule site clamp. NCBI's taxonomy places the organism in Eukaryota, Fungi, Ascomycota, Eurotiomycetes, Eurotiales, Aspergillaceae. The record is from RefSeq and is a predicted model, not a curated record. Gene Ontology annotation, biological process: attachment of mitotic spindle microtubules to kinetochore; homologous chromosome segregation; meiotic sister chromatid segregation.
AUGCCGAAAAGAAAGGCCGCUGCUGCCCUGUCCGGCCCGGCUGGGUCUGGCGAUGAGGGCAUGCAGGCCAAUGAUUCGGGAAGAGAGCGCCCUACGAAGAAGCAACGGGGCAGGCCCCGGUCCAAGUCGGCCGAGUUGAAGCCGCUUGCGCAGUCGGCGCGCGAAUCCAGCAUCCCGGCUCCGUCAGAGGCGCCGGUGAAGAAGAGCAGCCGAAGGGGCAGACCAAAGGGCAGCCGAAACUCGGUCCAGGCAUCCCAAGAAGCCGCGGAGGAGCAGGUCGAGGUCGCAGAAUCACAACCAGAAGUGGGCGAUCAGGGGGCAGAAAGCGCCCCCGUGUCGAACGAUGAGCUAGAUGGUGGUUCGCAGAGCGUUACGAAAUCCGCAAGGCCCACCAAGUCUACGAAACCUCUACCGACGCGUAGUCGGAAGAACGCCACCGCACUAAGCUCCGUUCAAACCGAUGGCGGAUUCGAGUACACUCCAUCGAGUAGCCGACAACGUAAAUCGCUGGACAAGCCCGAAGAGCGACCCGAACCUCCUAAAAGACAACGACGGAAAGCCGAAGCGGAGGAAAAUAAGGAUGUGCCGGUAGAAGACAGCGCUGCUCCAGACGUUGUAGACGAGACCAUGCUCCAGGACGAGCCGAUAGAGUCCCGGUCAGUGUCACGAUCUCCGACUAAACGCCGGCAAUCCGUAUACAAUUCCCCUACGAAAUCCAGGCUUAGCGGGACGGCCGACGAGCCUGAAUUGCGCCGUCGAAUUGGAGACUUGACGAAGAAAUGCGACACACUGGAGAAUCGGUAUCGGAACCUGAAAGAGAUAGGGAUUGUCGAAGCGAACGCCAACAUGGAAAAGCUCCGAAAACAGUGCGAAUCUAUGACGAAUGCUUCCAAUAACCUGAUCGCCUCCCUGAAGGCAGAGUUGGAGGCGCAGAAAGCGCUUGGCCAGCAAAGCAGAUCGCUGCAAAGACAGCUGAAGGAACGGGAUGCGGAGGUGGCCAGACUGAAGACACAAGCUGAGGAGGCUACAGGACAGCUCUCCUCCACGCAGACUGAGGUGAAGGCUCUACAAACCAAGCUGGCAGCGGCCCGGAAUACUGCAGCCAGCCUUGAAAGUGCCGCAGCCAGGGUGCCUGGAAGUGCCAUCAAGAGUGGAGCGAACCGUGCCAAUGCUGCCAUAACUGCGGAAGCCGCUCAUGCCGCCCAAUUUGCGCAGCUGAAGGAAGAUCUCUAUACCGAUCUCACGGGCUUAAUCAUUCGUGACGUCAAGAAGCGACCGGCUGACAAUCUGUACGAUUGUAUCCAGACAGGAAGCAAUGGAACCCUUCACUUCAAGUUGGUUGUACCUCACGUAUCGUCCGCCAACUUUGAAUCUGCCGAGUUUCAAUAUAUUCCGCUCUUGGACGAGAAUCGAGAUCGGGAGCUGGUUGACGUGCUCCCCGAAUACUUGACUGUGGACAUCACCUUUGUUCGCCAGCAAGCAUCCAAGUUCUAUACCCGAGUGAUCGAUGCACUGACCAAGCGGCGGAGCACUGCCGCCCUCUGA